This is a messenger RNA of Rotaria sordida, 732 nucleotides long. NCBI's taxonomy places the organism in Eukaryota, Metazoa, Rotifera, Eurotatoria, Philodinida, Philodinidae. The record is from the annotation of a GenBank genome assembly.
AUGCGAAUCUUUACUGUUUUUAUCAAUGUUCUAUUUCUUGUUAACUAUAUUUCUUCGGAUAAUAUUUUAUUGACAAGAAAACUUAUUACUAAUCUAUCAUCUAAUUCAGAAGAAUGUACUAAUACAAGUCAAUGUUUAUCGUCGAACGAAUGUACUACAUGUGAAAAUAAUCGUGGACCAGAUUGUGAUCAAGUAACUUGUAUCAAUGGUAAAUGUAAUAUAAUUAAACAAUGUUCUCAAGAAAUUUUAUCUACUACUACAACAAAAACAUCUUCCAUUAGCAAUCAAUGCAAAGGAACGGAUGCAAGUGUUUGCAUUUUCGAUAAAUUGUGUACAUUUUGUUUACGAGGUUAUAGUCCAACUUGUGCGGAAGCUAUAUGUGUUAAUGAUCAAUGUAAAAUAAUCUCACCGUGUUCAAUAUAUACAUCUAUGACACAACCUUCUAGACUUUCUAAUGAAUGUAAAAAUGAUGAUGAAUGUCCUUACUCUAAAAUCUGUGCUGAUGAAUGUGAAAAUGGUACACGUCCUUUAUGUGCUACAAGAAAAUGUGUUAAUAAUGUAUGUCAAAUUAUUUUACCAUGUUCGCAACAGAUCUGUACAACACGAGCUACAUGUCCAUAUAAUGAACGAAAUUGUUCGAUUUGUCCAAAAGGUUAUGAACCGAUAUGUGAACAAAGUGUUUGUUCAUAUGGAGUUUGUUCAAUAGUACCACCAUGUUCCAAGAUAAAUUAA